Drosophila elegans is the source of this 1778-nucleotide messenger RNA. Its product is annotated as beta-1,4-glucuronyltransferase 1. Bases 33 to 1289 code for a protein of 418 amino acids. The transcript is spliced from 2 exons. The record is from RefSeq and is a predicted model, not a curated record. NCBI's taxonomy places the organism in Eukaryota, Metazoa, Arthropoda, Insecta, Diptera, Drosophilidae.
AAAGUCACAAAGUUCUCAGGGAAAUAAAUUUCAUGCUCAAAUUAGGUUUCUGGAAAGGAAAUUGUAGGCCUUUGAAGAACAAUAUGAACUUUCUGAUUGUGAUCGCUAUCCUGUCUCUCAUUUUGAAUGUCAACUGCCUGGACGAAGCCACUUUGCUGAAGCUGCGAAAGUUCGUAAACUGCGAGGACAAGGGUUACAAGUCGAGCCAGGGGAUAUAUCGUGACUACUGGGUGCUGGAGAACUACAUAAUGGCGGGUCACGGACCACUUUUGUGCUUCGCAAAUGUGACAUACACCAGCCAUGCGGACUACACUUACCUGGACAAUGUGGUGCCUCUGUUGGAACGCUGGCGAUCGCCUCUCAGCCUGGCCAUUUAUGCUCCUGGCGCCGAUUUCGGUCCCACUCUCGAGAGCAUCCUGUACCUGCUGCAGUGCCAUCCUGGCAGGCACUUGGUUCGCGAGCUGACCAGCUUCCACCUGUACUUUAACGUGGAACACCUGCCCCAGGUGGUGCUUUCGCCCAAAAUGGCUCUGAGGAAAAGGGCCAACUGCCACGCCCCACCGCCGUAUGUGAAUGUAGCCAAAGGCAAUAUGUACAGGUCACGGACCAAGCUCGAUUACCCCGUCAAUUUGGGACGCAACAUUGCACGCAGGGCUUCGCUAACCCAUUUCGUCCUGGCCUCGGACAUCGAGCUGUAUCCUUCGCCCAGAUUGGUUCCCGCCUAUUUGAGCUUCUUAAGCCGACAUGUAAUUGGAAGGCCGGGACAGCAGCCCACAUCACCGGUGGUCCAUGCGCUGCGUAUUUUUGAAGUAAUGUCCAAUGUUUCAGUUCCGAGCACCAAGACCGAGUUGCAAAAGUUGUUGAAGUCGGGCGAAGCCCUUCCAUUUCACAUGCAAAUCUGCGAGGUCUGCCAUCGAGGACCCAAACUGGAGGAGUGGAUCAAUGCCACCCAGGCAUCCGACGAUCUGAACGUCUUCAAUGUGGGCCAUCGCUCCGAUUCGGACAACAUGUGGGAGCCAAUUUUCAUUGGCACCGUCGAGGAUCCGCCGUACGACGAGCGGCUGACCUGGGAGGGCCAGAGGGACAAAAUGACGCAGGCGUACGCCAUGUGUGUCCUGGACUACGAGUUCCACAUUCUGGACAACUGCUUUCUGGUCCACAAGCCCGGCAUCAAGCAGCCCGGCAAAUCAAUCUUCCCCCAGACCCGCCGCACCAAUGGCCUCAUCAACAAAAGGAUCUCCCGGGAGCUAGGCAUCAUGUACGGUUUUCGAGCGGGCUGUGUCAUUUAGGGGCAAUUCCAAAUUCUAUGUUAGUUUAUAAGAAGAAUUUUGUUUUGGCGUAAAACUCAAUUUGUAAGCAUUCCAUAAAAAGAAAGGUAAAAAUUUAAUUAACUAAUUCUUGCACUUUAAUACUUUAUGACUUUAGUUUCAAGACAAACUAAUUGAAACCAAACUUUCAGGUAAAUUAUUUUUUUAGUACAGAACAUUUUUCUAUCUUUCCUAUGGCAGGUAUAUGAUUAAGUCCGUUAAUUUUUUAAAUUUAAAAAUGCAUUUUACUAAAUUGUUAAAGACCGAGUUUCUGAUAAUGAGUACUGAAAAAACGACAUUUUAAAUUGUUUGCAAUUAUUUUUUCCGGUUGGUAGUAAUAUGAUAUAUUCUUCCGAUCCGGCUAUUUCCGACUUCUAUAUAAUUCUACCUAAAACAGAAAAAAAGGCAUUUAAAAAAGUGUUAUCUAGACAUCCAAAUUAAGCUAAAGCUAAAAAUAUUUUCGGUAGAACG